This is a messenger RNA of Guillardia theta CCMP2712, 706 nucleotides long. RefSeq lists its product as hypothetical. The transcript has a single exon. The coding region runs from base 64 to 240 and encodes 58 amino acids. The record is from RefSeq and is a predicted model, not a curated record. Lineage: Eukaryota; Cryptophyceae; Pyrenomonadales; Geminigeraceae.
UUUACAAGUGCAUUACAGUUCGUAUCAAAAUGCAAGAAUUUUUAUUUGAUUAUUAUCGUCAACAUGUCAAGGGAAGAUCUAGAAGCACUAAAGUGUCUUGUUAAUGUGUGGGUAGCAUGCGAAUUGCAAGAUUUCGGCUCACGGAUAUGCAACAAUUUCGUCUCAUGGAGUUACAAAGCUUUGAAACAACCACUUGGCAGAUCAUUGUUCAACACUCUGUCUCUCUGCGAUGCGCUUUAACGUUCUUGCUACCUGCGACAUUGCGCCGACUUGCAAAUCAGCUCCAAUUGAUGCUGCUUGUAGGAUCAAGAGUCCUGCUGCACCAGCUCCAGCAUACAGAGUCAUUUUCAGAGCCCAUCCAACAAAAGACAUUAUUUUGCCAGCUAGGAAUUCAAAUGACCCUUGUAAUGCUGAUGGUAAUUACCACUGCUCCCAACGAUGUCCCUACCUGCUUUGCACGCCUCAAGGAAAAAUUGUCACAAUGGAUUCCCCUCAAGAGACAAAGCCCGUAGCCACGACAACAAACUCUGAAGCGACUUGUUUGAGUUACGUCAACAGCCAACUGCCCUGCACGGCGUGUAGAACAGGCAAGGAUGACGGAGGGAGGUUGCAGAGUCACACAACCUUCCUCUCUCGUCUCCUUGUGAGCUGCUGCGCAAGGACGGAGCUUACAAGUCAGGACGCUGCCCUUCGCUGCAAGCACGGG